Molecule: messenger RNA, 496 nt
Organism: Thlaspi arvense
Lineage: Eukaryota; Viridiplantae; Streptophyta; Magnoliopsida; Brassicales; Brassicaceae
Source: the annotation of a GenBank genome assembly
AUGGCGUUCUAAUUGGACGAUGGUGCCAAAACUCGACUACUUGGAAGAGAUCAACAUAAUUCUUGCAAAUGAUUUAGACUGGUUGGAUCCACUAAUGUGUUUGCUUGAAAAUUCUCCUAAUCUAAAAGUUGUAUUCGUCGACCAGAUUAUAUGUAUAAGACUAGAAGUAAAUAUGUUCAUUACAUGUUUGCUUCACAGACAUUUAUUGGACUUGAGGAGGAUUUGGCAUUUUCGUGGAACCAACCGAGUUCUGUUCCGGUAUAUUUUGUCAGCACACCUCGAGAUCUUUGAGUGGAAAGGAUACAGAGGAAGAAGCAAAGAUAAAGAACUGUUAACAUACAUUCUUGCCAACUCCAUGUGUUUAAAGCGAGCUGGAAUCUCUAUGACCCGUAGUAGAGAUCGAAACAAGAUGAUGAAAGAGUUAGAAUCAACAUCAUCACAGCUUCUCUUCUCCACUCAACUUGAAUAUCUGAACGUUCAAAAUGAAAUGACUGAC